AUCUGAACACUAGUCCGCAGUGGACAUAAGAAGCCCUCCACACAACGCAACUUUCUCCCAGACACUUCGUUUCACUUCAUUGGCUCUCAAAGGAACUCAAAAUGAGCGGUAUGCUUGUGCAGAAUAUGUCCUUCAAGUCGGGACAGACUCUGACUCUUACAGGAGUCCCCAAUGCUGAUUCCACAAAUUUUGCCAUUAACAUUGGUCACAGCGCCGAGGACGUCGCACUACACGUGAACCCUCGUUUUGAUGCCCAUGGUGACCAGCACACUGUAGUGUGCAAUUCAUUCCAGGGCGGCAACUGGUGUGAGGAGCACAGAGGGGCCAGCUUUCCAUUUAAUCAGAACGAGGAGUUCCAGAUAAAAAUCACUUUCACCAAUGAGGAGUUCCUGGUGACUCUUCAUGAUGGUUCUCAGAUUAACUUUCCUAACCGUCAAGGUGCUGAGAAGUACAAAUAUAUGCACUUUGAAGGCGAGGUCAGGAUCCUUGGGAUUGAAAUCAAGUAGACUAAUCAACACUUAAAUAAGGAUACUGUUGUAUCCUGAAUGCUGAAUGAUUCUCUGCCUUAUUUUGUCACUUUUCCAGCUCUGUUAUUCCACAAUUUUCACUUAUUCAGUAUGGAGUAUUUCAAUCACACUUGUAUGCCAAAUCAGCGUUUUAAUUUUGUGUGGCACUGGCUAUCUAAACCACUAGAGGGAGCUAAACUACAAUAAAUUGCCAUGAGCUUUAGCAGUGCACGUAAACCAUUCUGAGAGAUUUCCAUCUAGUUUAUUUUUCCUACUGCUUUUCUACAAUGAAACAUCAUGUUCUUAAAUCUGGUUUGUAACUAAAGCAAAUUCACAAGCU
Messenger RNA from Sinocyclocheilus anshuiensis, 846 nucleotides. RefSeq names its product beta-galactoside-binding lectin-like. Gene Ontology annotation, molecular function: laminin binding; galactoside binding; carbohydrate binding. The transcript has 4 exons. The record is from RefSeq and is a predicted model, not a curated record. Lineage: Eukaryota; Metazoa; Chordata; Actinopteri; Cypriniformes; Cyprinidae. The coding region runs from base 102 to 506 and encodes 134 amino acids.